Molecule: messenger RNA, 2226 nt
Organism: Pangasianodon hypophthalmus (striped catfish)
Lineage: Eukaryota; Metazoa; Chordata; Actinopteri; Siluriformes; Pangasiidae
Gene: znf143a
Product: zinc finger protein 143a
Exons: 16
Coding region: 221-2053 (610 amino acids)
Biological process (GO): central nervous system development; regulation of transcription by RNA polymerase II
Cellular component (GO): nucleus
Molecular function (GO): DNA-binding transcription factor activity, RNA polymerase II-specific; RNA polymerase II cis-regulatory region sequence-specific DNA binding
Source: RefSeq, a predicted model, not a curated record
AGCGCGAUUAGGCGUCAGAAAGAAGAAGUACCUUUUCUAUUUAUUUAUUUAUUUUUCUCCCAGUGCACGAGACAUGGAUUAAUGCAAGAAAGGCUAGAAGCUAGACUUUGGAGCUGGAUAACUACACACAUGCGUCCUGCUGCAGAGGAAUUUCCUGAAUCCUGAUCAAGACAGCUGGAUUAUCCGUGCUGCUGCGGGACUGAUUGCUGGCAGCGGCACCAUGCUGCUGGCUACAGUAAACCAGGGAGGAGCAGAAUUCCCACAUGGGCGAGAUGAUGCUCAGAGCUUCACUCUGUGCCUCGGUGACUUUUCAGACGAUCAGUACACAGACAGCUUGGAGGCUGUGACUCUGACAGACGGCUCGACUGCAUAUAUUCAGCGUAAUACUCAAGAUGGGAGUGUACUGGAGGGGCAGGUUUUCCAACUGGAUGAUGGUGCUACUGCUUACAUUCAGCAUAUUGCUAUACAAAAUGGAGAUGAGCCCAGUGGAUGGUCAGGUGCUGCUACGAGUGACGCUGUGGAAGGCGAGAGUCUGAGUCUGGAGGCUGGACAAGCCGUGCAGCUGGAAGAUGGAAGCACUGCUUACGUACAUCACAUACCAAAAGAGGUGUAUGAUUCCCCUGCGCUCCAGGCAGUGCAGCUAGAGGACGGCUCCACCGCCUUCAUUCAGCAUGCGGUGCAGAUGUCGCAGUCAGAUACAAUUCUGGCCAUCCAGGAAAGUGACGCAGUGUCUGAUCUGCCUCUCGAGGGAAUCACAGACCCUGGGACUGUCACUGUGCUGGAACAGUACACCACUAAGAUAGAAGAAAUGAAACCUUAUGCAAACUCUGGCUUGCUCACAAAUGAAAAUGUAGUGCAGAUCGUUUUUCCGAGUCAGGAUGUCCAUCACGAUGUACAGCAGCCUGAAGAGAAAUCAUUUCAGUGCAGCUAUGAAGGAUGUGGCAAACUUUACACCACAGCGUAUCACCUCAAGGUACAUGGAAGAGUACACACAGGUGACAAGCCUUACUGUUGUGACAAACCCGGCUGUGAAAAAAAGUUUGCAACAGGCCACGGCUUGAAAAGCCACAUGAGGACACACACUGGUGAAAAACCCUACUGCUGCACAGAAGUGAACUGCACAAAAUCUUUCAAGAACUCAGGAGACCUCCAAAAGCACAUCCGAAUCCACACAGGAGAAAAGCCCUUUCUUUGUCCGUACGAAGGCUGCGGUCGGUCUUUCAGAACCUCCAACAUUUGCAAGGUGCACAUGCGCACACACACAGGCGAGAAGCCGUACCACUGCUCCGAGCCAGGCUGCAACCGGGCCUUCGCCAGUGCAACCAACUACAAAAACCACAGCAGGAUCCACACUGGCGAAAGACCGUACGUUUGCACCAUUCCUGGCUGUGACAAGCGCUUCACCGAGUACUCGAGUCUGUACAAGCAUCAAGUGGUUCACACGCCCUGUAAACCGUAUGAGUGCAGCCACUGUGGGAAGACCUACAAGCAGAUCUCCACGCUGGCCCUGCACAAGCGCACAGCACACGACGACUCGGAGCCCAUCGAGGAAGAGCACGAGGACUACGAGCCUCCCGCCGAAGCCAUCGAUGAUCCCUGCCUGAACAGAACGUCGGCGGAAAGUGUAGCACCCUGCUCAGACAUGACCUCUGACCUCUCAGAGCAGGAGCAGGUCGCCCUCGUGACACCGGAUGACGCUCAUCAGAUGUAUGUUUCUAAAGACGGAAACCUGUCAUUACAGGAAGUUGGCUAUACGAUCACCAUGGUAACGCAUGAUGGCAACAUGCUCACCCUCCCAGCCAAUGAGUCUGUACUGUCCUCUGCUAAAGUCACCAUGGUAACCGCUGACAGCACAGAGGGACAGAUGACUAUCGUAUCACCAGCUUCUUUACAGACCAAACAGGAAGCAGUGCUUCCACACCCAGUUACCCUUCUGGCCACAUCUAAUGGAAGACAAGUUGCUGUGGAGCUGAGUGAUGAGUUGACGCUGGAGGAAGCUCUGAGAAUCGCAUCGACUAUACAGCAAGGAGCCACAACAGACCUGGAACAUUAACUCUGAUGAAAACACUACAUUUUGUGUGUCUGAUUUUGCUCCAAUGUUUGGACUAUUUCCUAGAUCUUCCUGUUUACAUUCAUAUUUUUGAUAAUGUGUGUGUGAAAGAUCAGAAAGGCUGUGUGCAGUAAAAUAAAGAACUUUAUAAAACCUUAUAAAAAAUCUGUUGCUUC